Aspergillus steynii IBT 23096 is the source of this 4780-nucleotide messenger RNA. Its product is annotated as 5'-methylthioadenosine/S-adenosylhomocysteine nucleosidase. Gene Ontology annotation, biological process: nucleoside metabolic process. The coding region runs from base 136 to 4617 and encodes 1493 amino acids. Gene Ontology annotation, molecular function: catalytic activity. The transcript has 4 exons. The record is from RefSeq and is a predicted model, not a curated record. NCBI's taxonomy places the organism in Eukaryota, Fungi, Ascomycota, Eurotiomycetes, Eurotiales, Aspergillaceae.
CAACACUUAAACGCCAGGCCCUCCGAGUCUUCAUUUUGGCCAUUAUCCUCACUUCGUGCUUAGGAGUCAGGACAUCAUCAUCCAUCUAUGAUACAUCGCUCUUGCGACAGGCUAACACAUCUGAAUCCACAGAUCAUGGAAGACCAAAUACCAGGAUGGGAGUGCUUUGGGAUGGACGACUCGAGUCAUUUCCCUUCAGUAAAUACGGCCCAGGACGAUAAAUCAAUUAUCCCGUCGAGGCCAAGCAACAGUAACAGUAUACAAAGCUACCUCAGUUACGACAGUGGGAUAGGAAUUCUGAAUUUCCAUUUCAACCCUCGUCUUCGUCGCCCAUCAUUCUCCUACGAUGAUGAUAACGCUGCCCCGGCAGUUGAGUCUGAGUUGCAACAGCGAGCCAAUAAGCCAAGGUUUACCUGUCGGGUAUGUUCGGACAAAGCUAGGAAGACUUAUGGGGCUCGUAACAGCCUUAAGCGACACAUAUCAGAGCAACAUUAUCCACAAUCUGAGAUGAGCUGUCCAUAUGGGGAUUGGGUAGGCACGAGUAGAGCGAAAUUGCGCCAGCAUUUCAGAACUGCACAUUCAGACAAAUCGUUGCCUAGACGGGGAGACUUGGAGGCCAACUUCCGACCAUAUGAAGUUCCCGUAUCGUGUGCUCUCUGCGGAAGGAUUGUACGAAGUUGGGACGAGUUUUACAAGUGCUUGUUGAGGCAUUGCGAGAUGGAAGAGACGAUGGGCGCCACGACACAAUGCCCCCCCAAAGAACAGGCAGAGCGUGCAGAUGGGUCAAAUACACCUCUACCUUCAGCUGUACACCUGGAGAUGUUAAGGAUGCCAACGAAUGAACUGAUGGUGAAAACGGAUGGCGACCUGGCCUGUGAUGAACUCCUCAACAACUAUCUCGACCGCUCAGAUUUCGUUUUCACAUUUUCGCUGGAUAUCUACAAGAAAGCGCACCCCCCUCGCCAUGAUGCGAAACGAGUGGCCGUUCUGUUGUCGGACCUACCUGAUUUUCUUCGGUAUUUCGCGGAGAAACUGAGCUUCAAGGGAUCCAAACCCUACCAAAGGUUUAGUCUGAUGGUUUGUAACCAUGCAGGCGAUAUCGCCAAGGCCGUAUGCAAUUAUUACACUAACGGAAUCACCGACCGCCCCGCUAAUCCAGGAUGGUCUCUUUACUUAACAACAUCAGCCGAUCUCAACAGCCCAGCGACGAGCGGGCAGCGAAAAUUACAUUAUUCGGAGCUUCUAGAACAGUUCCCUGCAUAUAGGUGGUUGGUUGGCUGUGUUCGGAAGAUUCUUACCUUGGGCACCGUAGGUGAGAAUGUGAUGCAAGAUGUCGCUCGGGCGAUUUCCCUUCAGUUUCCAUCUAGCAAAGUUGAUUGGGCCCUCCCACCAACUUUGUACGACGCCGAUUUCGUACUUGAUUGGAAUCCGCGGUCAUUCCUGCGUGUGCAGGAAUAUGCGGGUGACCCGGUCAAUAUCGUCGACCAUGUCAUCACUUUGACUGGAUCCCUGGAUAAUGCACAGGCAUUGACAUGUGUCCAGUACAUGCGUCAAACAUGGCCAGAGAGCUCAGACUGUGUAAUCAGCCUCUUGCACAAGUUGUUAGAAGCUAGAGAAAGCUGUUCUAGCUCAGGUUCGCUCCAAGAUGGUACUGUCCUUACAGGGGCGUUCGAUGGCUGCAAAGUCGUGGUUCAUCUUCAGGGACUCCAGCACGCCAUCGUCGAAAUAGGACAGCAAUUGGCCUGGCUAGGCGCGGCGUUACAGUCAGCGCCCGACAAUAGAAUUGCAUACUGUCGACCAGUGUUGACAAAUACCUAUACCUUCAUGACAAACCUGCGAUAUGAGCUCAAAUUCACUUUUCAGCAUGCACAAAGUGGACUGCCACGGUGCAACGGGCGGUGCUGGCAUAGUCUAUUCAACAACCCCGUUGUAGUAUCCGGCUUUCCCAUUCGACAACGGCAGCUGCAAAAUACUGGCUUAGAUACCCCACUCAACAUUUUGGGCCGACUCGUGCCAUCGCGUCGCAUUGCGCACUUCGGGGGAAAGGUCUGUAUCAAGGGCCAUUGCACGAUCCUCGUGCCAACGAAGAUCGUAGGUGAUGCCGUGAUAUGGCAUCUGAUAUGCAAUGAUCAUGGAUCCUACAUGGAUUAUACCGACUCUCGUAUCGACGCCAUCCCCGGGUUAUACCCUGCAGGCAUUGACACCAACCUCAUGGGCUUUCGGCACAUUGUAGGUUGGUGCCCGGAAGCGCAAGUCCUCACAGCUUCGCCAGGGGCAGAAUAUGGCAUCGACUGGUCUGGACUGAAUAGAGCGGACACCGGAUGCGAUCUUCGAGAUGUCAUAAUUUCCCGCGGUACCAUAAUCCAAAAUUAUGAAACGCCGGCGAUAGGAAAUAAAGAUAGGCCUUCUCAUUCUGAGUUCGGUGAGUACCUCCACAGAAUCCUGUCAGUCACCAAGAAAUAUGCGGUCUUCUACGAUGUGUCUACCAGACAAGCUUGGCUUGUCGAUGGAGCGAGUGCUCUGCUGCACUUAGUCCGGGCAUCUCUUUUGUUGAGUUCCUCCGAGGACCCCAUGCAAGAGUUUGUCUUUAGACCCGAGUUGCUCGAACAACAUCCUAGUCCCAAGGGCGGGCGCGUCUCUGCCAUAUCCGUUCUAAAAAGUGAGAAGAACCUAAACCAGCGGCUACACCGCAACAUGCCGGAGACAUUUCAAGAUAGGGUUGAAGCGAUAUAUCACUUAUUGGAACAAGCCUAUGCAUAUCAAACCCGGGCCAAACUCCAAAAGAGCGCUGGAAUAGCUCCUGGUUGCCAGGCCCGAACACUGCUCGAAGGUUUUGAUUUUAUGGACCUGGCAGCAGACGAGGACCACUUUAAUGCUCGUACAAUGAGCGCAUUUGACGGUCCCCCGAGAUGGCACAGACUCACAGGAGCAAUAAAUGCCAUUACUCUAUUUGGCAGAGGCUUCGGUAAUCUUCUGAAACCAAAAGAGAUGGUGCCUGUCUGCUCCUCAUGGACCACUGUCCCAUCCGGAAAGGAUUACCUCGCUGCGAGGGUUGAAGACAUUCUGACAAUUAUGAGAAAGAAGGGAAACAUCUUGGGCUCUCCAUGGCGUGUUAUAGACGACGUCUAUUGGCAUAUACCUGACAAACUAUUCGAGAAUUGUCAAUGCAUUGAGGACUGUUCGAGGGAACGCUGCAGUCACGCUCAAGCACUACUAAUCGGCCCUGAGAUUACCACACAGGCUUCUGGAAUUGUCAGUCCAGUUAGAUUAGAACCCGACGGUGCUAUUAUCUUCGAUGGCUUCCCUGUAAACAGUCUCCUCCCGACACCAGAGAUAUCGUUUUCGUCGACCUUGAGCGGAUUCAAGAGCCCUGCUAAUGACAGUGCGAUCAGUGUUGGAUACAGCCCUGGAUCAGGCAAUCAGGAGAGUGGUUCCUCCAAGGCUGAAGGAAAGCGACCGGUGAACGGCAGGAGUACCGUACCAAAUCCCCGGAAACGGAUGCGCCGAGAGUCCUCAAACUCGAGCAGCGAUAUAUAUCACACAGAAAGAGUGUCAGAAUUCCGCCGCCCGUCCCGCAAUGAGUCUUUCCUGACGUCCGGGUCGUCAUCCCAGGGUUCAUCAUCGGACAGCCUCUGGGAGUCUCGGUUUGAAACCAACAUCCCUAAUCGCAUCAUGGAGAUGGAAAUUGCGAAAAAUAUUGAACUGGACCCGGCUGAAUACAAAGUUGGCUGGAUUUGUGCACUGCAAAUAGAGCUGGAUGCGGCGCAAAAAAUGUUAGACCGGAUUCACACUAAGGGCUUCGGACAAGGAAUGGACCACAACCUUUAUAUCUUAGGGCAAAUCGGCCAGCUCAACGUCGUGCUAACCUGCCUCCCGAUGGGCCAAUAUGGGAAUAAUAUCGCGGCUGUGGUAGCCACGCACAUGAUGAAUCGAUUCCCUAGGAUCGCUAUAGGGUUGAUGGUCGGCAUUGGAGGAGGAUUACCGAGCGCGAAAAAUGACAUUCGGCUUGGAGAUGUGGUUGUCAGCAUUCCACACCUUCAGUACGGAGGUGUUGUGCAGUACGAUAUGGGCAAGUUUACCAGUGACGGUUUUAUCACAACUGGUUCACUCAAAGCUCCUCCAAAGAAGUUAUUGCAGGUGCUUAACUUUAUGCCUCGCCACGGCUCCCCGAUCGCUGGACCCCCUGAUAUCGAAUACCCGGGGGUCGAACUAGAUCUGCUAUUCGAAUCAUCCUAUGCUCACACCGGGGGCGGCGAUACUUGCAUCUCCUGUGACGCUCAGCAGGUCAUUCCACGACCAAUGACACGGACGACCACAUCUCCUCGCGUCUUUUACGGGACAAUUGCCUCCGGAAACUCAGUAGUCAAGAACUCGAAGAUGAGGGGGAUACUCAUCCAGAAACAUGGCGUUCUGUGCUGUGAGAUGGAAGCCGCGGGCUUGAUGAAUACAAGGUUCCCAUGUCUUGUCAUUCGCGGGAUCACUGACUACGCUGAUUCGCACAAGAACGAGAUAUGGAUGGAGUACGCAGCCGCGGCUGCGGCUCAGUAUGCUCGGGAUCUUCUUCAAGCUAUGCCUCCGGAUCUUGCGCUUCAGGUGGAUGAGGGUAUACUGCACUGAUACUAUUGCCCGCGAAGCGUGAUAUGUGAGCCACGCUCGAUGUGAUUCAUUUGCAGAGGAAAGGACAAGAAAAUGGCGCCUUCCAUACAUAACCAACACCAGCAAUCCCUCGUGUAUAUUUUGUAUUUUCAGAGCCAACGAUUCUAGUACCGCAAUGGAGCAA